Molecule: messenger RNA, 1648 nt
Organism: Periophthalmus magnuspinnatus
Lineage: Eukaryota; Metazoa; Chordata; Actinopteri; Gobiiformes; Gobiidae
Product: piggyBac transposable element-derived protein 4-like
Exons: 2
Coding region: 38-1648 (536 amino acids)
Source: RefSeq, a predicted model, not a curated record
AGCGUCUUGCCAGAUUCACCUGAUAUGAAUUUGAGAGAUGAACCAUCUGGUGGCCACAGUAGUCGCAGGGGGGGGCACUUUCAGGAGCUGCACACCACCUAGUCCCACUUCCAGGGCAUGGAAGACCGAAGAGGAUCCUGAUGUGGCGCCACCAAAACUGAAGUUUGUUCCCAGGCGGACACCAGGAAUCCAAGCUCCUCUAAAAACUGGGACACACACUCCUCUCGACAUUUUCUCCAGGUUUUUUGAUGCAGAGGUGUGGAGGUUACUAUGCUCCAACACUAACAAAAGUGCAGCUCGACACCAGGAGAGAGGGAGGAAAUAUCACUGGACUGAUGUAACCCCUGAGGAGCUGAAGAAAUUCAUCGGUCUUCUGCUCUACAUGGGAGUGAUGAACCUCCCUAAAAUGACAGACUUCUGGAGAAAACAGACCAUCUUUGAAGUGCCCUUCCCUGCUACUGUCAUGACACGGGACAGGUUCAAGAGCAUUUUGUCCUUUUUCCACAUCAGUGACCCUGAAGAAGAUGGCCAAAAUGACUUAGCCAGGGGAACUGAGAAGUAUGACGUCCUUCACCGUGUCCAGCCACUUCUUGACAUGCUGCGGACCCGCUGCAUGGCUGUUUACCAUCCUCGACAGCACAUUUCGGUGGACGAACGGAUGGUAGCCACCAAAGCAAGGCUGUCCUUCAAGCAGUACAUGAGGGACAAACCUACAAAAUGGGGCCUGACAUUUUUUGUACUGGCAGACAAAAAUGGCUACACCGUUGACUACCAGCUGUACACCGGAAAAAAAUCCCAAAGCUCAGUGAAUGGACUUUCAUUUGAUGUCGUUUCCUCCCUUGUCAACAAGGACUACUUGGGAAGUGGGUAUAUUGUCUAUUGUGACAAUUUUUACACCAGCCCACUACUAUUCCGACACCUGGGUCAGCAAGGGUUUGGAGCCUGUGGAACUUACAGGCAGGGGAGGAUCGGGGUUCCCACAACAACAGAGAACGCCCUGACAAAGAGAUCUCCACGAGGGUCCAUUCGCUGGUUGAGGGACGGAGACCUUUUAUUUGUGAAGUGGAUGGACACAAGGGAGGUGUCCAUGUGUACAAAUGUCCACUCGGUGUACGCUGGAGAGACGGUGCUGCGGUGGAGGAAGAAGGCAGAUGGCACAUAUGAACGGGUGCCUAUCCCCAGGCCCACAGCGGUGGGCGAGUACAACCGCUACAUGGGAGGAGUGGACACAUCUGACCAGCUGCUGGGCACUAACACGGUCCACAGAAAAACACGGAGGUGGUACAUCACCGUUUUCCAACACAUGUUGGACAUUGCUGUUACCAACAGCUUUAUUAUUUACAAAGAGAUGUCGACCAUCCGUGGCGAGAGACCCCCCACAAGGCAGGACUUUCAGGAGCUGCUGACAUCACAACUGUUAGGAGUUCCCCUAAAAACAAAGCCCAAAGUGCCCACCUCCAACCACCUCCCUGUCCCCACCAGUUCUGGACAAUCAAAAAGGCAAAAGGCCAGUAUGGGACGGCGUCAGUGUGUGCUCUGCAGACGCUGCACUCCCUGGCAGUGUGAGGUGUGUAAGGUGGGGCUUUGCUUGCAGGUGGACAGGAACUGUUUCAGGAUGUACCACACUCUGCCUGAAUCAGAACAGUAA